Messenger RNA from Morchella importuna, 468 nucleotides. RefSeq lists its product as uncharacterized. Lineage: Eukaryota; Fungi; Ascomycota; Pezizomycetes; Pezizales; Morchellaceae. Bases 1 to 468 code for a protein of 155 amino acids. The transcript is spliced from 6 exons. The record is from RefSeq and is a predicted model, not a curated record.
AUGAUGGAGAUGAGAUAUCUCGACCGAGACCGAGCUCGCCAGAUAAGAAGGAUUUCAACGCCAAAUAACACAACAAACCCCACCAACAACCGCAACAUACACAACCCCAAGUCCCAAGUCUCAAGAGCCACGAAAGCAGGCCUCGUCAUCUAUCAUCUGUCAGCUGUCAGAUCUGGACGAGUGGUGGGUGGUGGCUUUGUCGAUCGCUGGCCCGGAGCUAGCGUGGGGUCCUACCUCGUCCUGGUUAUGAUGGGCAUAUCUGUUGUUGUUGCGGUUUUUAGGGCCCAUGUUGUGAGCCCCGCGGCGUCGAUCGAGUCGGAGACUAGGCCGCUCCGAGGCAGAAGCGACGAAUGUAGGUACGUUACGAAGCAUACAGAUAUUGGAAUAGGUGCUACAAACCCCACCAACCAGUAUAUACCUGCAAGUCUGCGCAUGAAGGCUCCGGGUUUCCCCUACAGCUCUGUGUAG